AUGGAUGACGAUGAUGCCGAGUACAUGCAAGGCAGCGAUGACGAGGACUAUGGCUUCGACUAUUCCGAUGACGAUGCAGGCGAUGAAGCCGGAAGCGCCGAUGUCGAGAACAUGUACUAUACGGCCAAGUCGAAGAAGGACGAUAAUCCGGAACAAGCCUUAAAGGAAUUCCGUGCUAUAGUAGAUCAGGAAGAGGAGAAGGGGGACUGGGGAUUCAAAGCGUUGAAGCAAUCAACAAAGCUUCUCUUCCUGACACUACACAGACCAAACGAUGCACUCAAUACCUAUCGACAGCUGCUCACGUACACGAAGUCCGCUGUCACACGAAACUACGCCGAGAAAACCAUCAAUGGUAUCCUGGACUACGUCGGUGGCGGUAAGGGAGGACCAGUGGGUGAUGAGGUAUUAGAAAAGUUCUAUCAAGCCACGAAGACUGCGCUGUUGGAGGCGAGGAAUGAGAGGCUCAACGCGAAGACGAAUCUCAAGCUCGCGAAGCUUUGGCUUGAUCGCAAGCAGUACGGUCGCCUAGCGCAGGUCCUCAAAGAGUUGCAUAAAACAACUCCCAACGGUGAUGGGGAAGAUAUGGCACAGAAAGGUACUCAAUUGCUUGAGAUCUACGCGCUCGAGAUCCAGAUGCACAAUGAGACGAAGAACUUCAAGAAAUUAAAGGAAAUCUACAAUGCAUCGAACUCUGUCCGCUCCGCCAUUCCUCACCCGCGUAUCAUGGGGGUCAUCAAAGAAUGCGGCGGCAAGAUGUGGAUGGGUGAACGCCAAUGGAACCGUGCGAGCGAAGACUUCUUUGAAUCAUUCAAGAACUACGAUGAAGCCGGGUCCCCGCAGCGCAUCCAAGUGCUCAAGUAUCUCGUCCUCGCGAACAUGCUCACGGGAAGUGAGGUGAAUCCGUUUGACAGCCAAGAAACGAAGCCAUACAAGAACGAUCCACAGAUCAAGGCGAUGACAGACCUCGUUGAUGCGUAUCAACGGCGAGAAGUGCAUGCCGCUGAGAAGAUUCUGCACGACAAUGAGUCAACAAUCAUGGGCGAUCCCUUCAUCAAGGCGUACAUCGGUGAAUUGCUACGCAGCUUGCGCACACAGUACCUCAUCGACCUGAUCAAACCGUACACCCGUCUCGAGCUCUCUUUCCUCGCGAAGCAACUCAACGUUGACAAAGACGAAGUCGAGGAUCUCCUCAUUGGGCUUAUCCUCGAGGGCAAGGUAGAAGGAAAGAUUGAUCAAGUCGCGAUGCGGCUUGAGCUCGAGAAUAAACAGAGUCUCGAGAAGAAACGAUAUGCAGCACUCGACAAGUGGACAACCGCGCUCGAGUCGGUACACACGUCUGUGGUCGCCAAGAACCAGAGCGGAAACAAGGGAACGGACUUUGGCAUGGGUGCAGAUCCGUUCGGAUCCAGUAUUCGAGAGCUGGAAGGGAGGUGGUAA
This is a messenger RNA of Laetiporus sulphureus 93-53, 1437 nucleotides long. Its product is annotated as PCI-domain-containing protein. The coding region runs from base 1 to 1437 and encodes 478 amino acids. NCBI's taxonomy places the organism in Eukaryota, Fungi, Basidiomycota, Agaricomycetes, Polyporales, Laetiporaceae. The transcript has 12 exons. Gene Ontology annotation, cellular component: COP9 signalosome. Gene Ontology annotation, biological process: protein deneddylation. The record is from RefSeq and is a predicted model, not a curated record.